Oryza sativa Japonica Group (Japanese rice) is the source of this 926-nucleotide messenger RNA. Its product is annotated as probable glutathione peroxidase 4. Gene Ontology annotation, biological process: response to oxidative stress. Gene Ontology annotation, cellular component: cytosol. Gene Ontology annotation, molecular function: glutathione peroxidase activity. NCBI's taxonomy places the organism in Eukaryota, Viridiplantae, Streptophyta, Magnoliopsida, Poales, Poaceae. The record is from RefSeq and is a predicted model, not a curated record.
CCGCUCCGCUCCUAUCAGAGCGAGGAGAGAGAGAGAUAGGGAGAGGGAUUUCGAUUUUUUUUUCUCCACGGCGAAAUCCGCGAGGCGGAGGAGGAGGAGGAGGGCGAGAUGGGGGCGGCGGAAUCCGUGCCGGAGACCUCCAUACACGAAUUCACCGUCAAGGAUUGCAACGGCAAGGAGGUGAGCCUGGAGAUGUACAAGGGGAAGGUGCUAAUCGUCGUCAACGUCGCCUCCAAAUGUGGGUUCACGGAGACCAACUACACGCAGCUGACGGAGCUCUAUCAGAAACACAGGGACAAAGAUUUUGAGAUUCUAGCAUUUCCCUGCAAUCAGUUCUUGCGACAAGAGCCAGGAUCUGACCAGCAAAUAAAGGAUUUUGCUUGCACAAGAUUUAAAGCUGAAUAUCCCGUUUUUCAGAAGGUGCGUGUAAAUGGUCCUGAUGCUGCACCACUUUACAAAUUUUUGAAAGCUAGCAAGCCUGGCUUGUUUGGAUCUAGAAUCAAGUGGAACUUUACCAAAUUUCUUAUUGAUAAGAAUGGCAAAGUCAUUAACAGAUACUCGACUGCGACCAGUCCCUUGUCUUUUGAGAAAGACAUCCUGAAGGCGCUCGAGGAUUAGAUCUCGUACCCUCCCCCAUCCUUCAUUUGCAGAAGUAGGCAAAGUAUCUGGUUGUAAUAUCUAGACCUAUGGGAUGCUCAAUAGUGAAUUUUUGCAAUAUAUUCCUUCUUUUGUGUAGUGUAUUUGUUGUCUUUAUAUAUUAUUAUAUUGUAAGUAGAGGUUGGCUGGUUGGGUAGGCACUGUUUUGUCUAUACUGGUUUUAUAUGGCUUGGCUUGAAAAUUUGUUUAGAAACCUAAGACAUUAUUAUCAACGUGUAAUAUCGACAAGUUGAAAUUGUAUGUAGCGUAAGGUUUGUGUUUGCACUGAA